AUGGCUCCAGGCGGCGCUGGAAAUAUUAAGGUGGUGGUGCGAGUGCGGCCUUUCAACAGUCGAGAAAUCGAACGAAACGCAAAAUGUAUCGUGGCAAUGAAAGGAAACCAGACCGUGCUCACCCCACCACCCGGCGCAGAGAAUAAAUCAAGCAAAGGCGGGAAGGCCGCUGGUGAAGGCAGCAAAACCUUCGCCUUUGACCGGUCAUACUGGUCUUUCGACAAGAAGGCAUCGAACUUCGCCGGCCAGGAUGACUUGUUCGACGACCUAGGCUCACCACUCUUGGACAAUGCUUUUGGAGGUUACAACAACUGUAUCUUUGCCUAUGGCCAGACCGGUUCGGGAAAGUCAUAUUCAAUGAUGGGUUAUGGCAAAGAAUACGGUGUGAUUCCACGGAUCUGCCAAUCCAUGUUCGAGCGAAUCACGGCGAUCCAGGCAGAUAAGAAUCUCAACUGCACUGUUGAGGUUUCCUACCUCGAAAUCUACAAUGAGCGAGUGCGCGAUCUGCUCAACCCGUCAAAUAAGGGUAACCUCAAAGUUCGUGAACAUCCAUCGACUGGACCCUAUGUCGAGGACCUGGCAAAACUUGUCGUGGGGUCCUUCCCGGAAAUCGAAAAUCUCAUGGACGAGGGUAAUAAAGCCCGAACGGUGGCUGCGACCAACAUGAACGAAACAUCAAGUCGAUCACAUGCUGUGUUCACGUUAACAUUGACCCAAAAGCGGCACGACAAUGAGACUUCCAUGGACACCGAAAAGGUAUCUAAAAUCAGUUUGGUCGAUUUGGCUGGUUCAGAAAGAGCAAAUUCGACUGGUGCCACAGGCGCGAGACUGAAGGAGGGUGCAGAGAUCAAUCGCUCACUUUCAACACUUGGUCGUGUCAUCGCCGCGCUUGCUGAUGUUUCAGCCGGGAAGACAGCGGCCGGCAAGAAGAAAAAUGCCUCCAUGGUACCUUAUCGUGACUCUAUCCUAACAUGGCUGCUUAAAGAUUCCCUGGGUGGUAACUCCAUGACUUCCAUGAUUGCAGCCAUCUCCCCUGCCGACAUCAAUUGGGAGGAAACCCUGGGUACGCUCCGAUAUGCCGACUCCGCCAAACGAAUCAAGAACCAUGCUGUGGUGAACGAAGACCCAAAUGCACGCAUGAUUCGUGAGCUGAAGGAGGAACUCGCACAACUCCGUUCCAAACUUGGGGGUGGGGUAAUACCUGGAGCAGGCGGCGCUGCAGGUCAACCGGGUGCUCCUGCAGAGGAGUAUUAUCCGCCUGACACCCCUCUGGAGAAGCAAAUGGUCUCUAUUCAACAGUCUGAUGGAACUGUCACCAAAGUCAGCAAGGCAGAGAUCGUCGAGCAACUAAACCAGAGCGAAAAGCUCUACAAAGAUCUCAAUCAGACCUGGGAAGAGAAGAUGAUAAACACCGAACAAAUCCACAAAGAACGUGAGGCUGCCUUGGAGGAGUUGGGUAUCAACAUCGAGAAGGGUUUCAUUGGAUUGAGCACACCCAAGAAAAUGCCCCAUCUUGUCAACCUCAGUGAUGAUCCUCUCCUAGCAGAAUGCUUGGUUUAUAACAUCAAGCCUGGCACCACCACUGUGGGGCACAUGGAUCAAGCUCAAAACGUCGAGAUCAGGCUGAAUGGGUCGAAGAUCUUGGAAAAGCACUGCACCUUUGAGAACGUUGACAACAUUGUUACCAUUGUUCCCACGGAAGGAGCCGCGAUCAUGGUGAACGGUCUGCGCGUCGAUAAACCCACUCGGCUUCGCAGUGGCCACCGCAUCAUCCUUGGCGAUUUCCACAUUUUCCGAUUCAACCAUCCCCAAGAAGCCCGAGCUGAGAGAGUGGAACAAAGUCUACUCCGCCACUCUGUAACGACAAGUCAGCUUGGGUCGCCGGCGCCAAACAAGACUCAUGAUCGGAAUUUGAGUAAAACGGGAUCUGAAGUGGACGGCGAUUCAAGUCGGGCAGACUCACCGAUGCCCUCGCAGCGUAGCCGCGAAUCAGAUUGGUUCUUGGCCCGCAGGGAAGCUGUGAGUGCGAUGGUUGGACCAGACCAAAUUUCGCAUCUACCUGAUGAUGAACUAGACACACUCUUGGAGGAUGUGCAGAAGGUCCGAGCGGGUCGUCGUGGGUUGCCGGAUGAGGACGAUUCCGACUCUCUUAGCUCUUUCCCGAUUCGCGAUAAAUACAUGUCCAACGGGACGAUUGACAAUCUUUCCCUAGACACAGCUAUAACAAUGCCAAGCACGCCUCGACAAAACGAGGACGAAGAUGUCAACGGUGUUGCAUCGUUGUUCCAAGCCCGUCAGGAUAUGCAGAGACAACUGGAUCGCCGCAAAGAAGAAUUCCAAGAGAAGCUCAAGAAGGUCGAGGCUUCGGUCGAUCCAGAUUCACCCGAAUUAAGUACGGAGAAAGAGCGAAUGGAACACGCUUUGCGAACGGCCAAAGAAGAGUUUGAAGAGCAACUGCGCCAGCAGAAAGAGUCAUUCGAGACUCACAUUCGAGACAUGGGUCAACCGGUCCCAAAGAUAUUCGAGAACGGUUUCGCCAAAUUGGACGAGCGUGAACUUGAGAUUGCGCGUUCGGUGUACAGCCAUUGGUCCCAGCGCAAUUAUGUGCGAAUGGCGGAGACAGUUCUCCAGCAUGCUUCGCUUCUGAAAGAAGCACAGGUCAUGAGUCACAUCAUGGACAAGAAUGUUGUCUUCCAAUUUGCAGUCAUUGACCACGGUCACAACAUGGAGUCCUCCUAUGACCUUGUCCUGAAUGGGAUCUCUGGUGACGAAGACAUCAUUUUGGACGAGGAAAAGAAGCCCUGCGUUGGCGUUCGGGUCAUCGAUUAUAAACAGAGUGUGGUUCGACUGUGGUCGAUCGAAAAACUCCGGCGUCGGCUUCAAGCCAUGCGACAGCUGCACCAAUACAUCGACCGACCGGACUAUAUCCAGCACUUCAGACUCGACAAUCCUUUUUCAGAACCUUGCUCACCUCAAUAUUCCCUGGUGGGUGACACCGAUAUUCCUUUGACGGCUGUCUUCGAAACUCGUGUCCAAGACUUCUCUGUUGAGGUCACUUCACCGUACACUCAAAAUGUCGUGGGCAUCAUUCGACUAUCCCUCGAGCCGUCAUCUGCUCAAGCUCCAUCGUCCACACUGAAAUUCAACGUCGUCAUGCGGGACAUGAUCGGGUUUGCGGAAUGGGAAGGAUCUGGAGUACAUGCUCAGCUAUUCGUCCCAGGGAUUUCCGAAGAAGGAGGUGCAACCACCACUCAGAUGAUUAGUGGAUUUGAAGACGGCCCCGUUCGUUUUGAAAGUGUACACAGUAUGAGUCUACCGCUAUCAAGUCCACGGACAGCGGCAUUGAAGGUCUGUGUCUAUGCGGGUGUCACCUCGGUCCACCUUGACAAGCUUCUUAGCUGGGAUGAUAUGCGAGACUCGGCAGAGCCUGUUCCGCAGAAACGUACCGCCCCUCGCAUCCCUGAGUCUGAAUUCUAUUCUGAGGAGCGACACGAUGUUUUCGCGAGAAUUCAGAUUCUUGAAAUGGCAGAGUCUGGUGAAUACCUCCCCGUCGAGGUUGUUCAGAACAAUAGUCUUGAUGCGGGAACGUCCCAGCUCCACCAAGGCUUGCAGCGCCGUAUCUCGAUCAAUUUGACAUACAGCUCAACGGAGAGUCUUCCUUGGGAUGAUAUCAACAACAUUCGUGUUGGGUCCGUUCGUCUUCUUGAUCCCUGGGGCAAAAUUCCAGACCAGGACUUCCAAACCCCAGAUGUUCCGCUGAAGUUUGUUCAAGAUCCAAUGGUCAAGGAAAAUGCUGAUGGUACCUCCAUGGUCACCAUCGUGGGCCAAUGGGACUCGAGUUUGCACGGAUCCCUCCUCCUGGAUCGAGUGACUGCCGAGAAGUACAGAGUGCAGGUUACCGUCCGCUGGGAUCUGGUCUCCUCUCGUCUCCAAACCCCAGUUGUGUUCGAGGCCGACCAGACCAUUCAAAUCCAAGGUCGUACUUACGUUCGUCAGCAGUCGAUGUUCAAGCAAUUUUGGAACUCAAUCCGAGUUGUACAUUCGACGACUUGCAUGUACUCCUUGGUCAUUCGUCCGAUUUCAGCUAAGCGCGCUGCUGAUCUAUGGCGCAUGAACACCCAAAAUGACUACGUGAAGGGCGAGGAGCUUCUGGUCGCUUGGUCUCCAAGGAAAGUUUCGCUGGUGCGGGACUACAUUGCCAAUCGCAAGCGCCGGCAGCGUGUGGCUGAGCUCCAUGCCGCGCGAGGUGCGCUCAGUGCGGGCAGCUUGAUCGCAUCACCUGCUCGAAGUGGACUUUCGACUCCAUCGCGCGGAACCCCUCUCAACGAGCGCAAAACCAAACUUCUGCGCAAGUAUUUGGAGUUGUGGUCGCUCAAACAGGACCCUACCGAGAGGAUUCUCGUUCGGAGCAACACCGAACCACCAACAGACGGCGCAGCAAAAAGGCCGACUCCAAAUCCCAACGGCAUCUCUGAUAAGCUUUCCCUUAAGCCUCGUUUUGUAGCCACCAUCCAAACUCUCCCCAAAGCACCCGACGCCUUGAAGACGGGAUACGUGCUCACCCCCGAUGAUACCAACAACGUCUGGGUGCGUCGUUUCGUGGAGCUCCGCCGGCCGUACCUCCACAUUUACUCGGUCCCAGAGGGAGACGAGAUCAACGCUAUCAACCUUCGCAACGCGCGUGUUGACCACGCACCCGAUUUCGCUAGACUGCUAGACGGCUCAGGGGCCGGAUCCGAUCGUUCCCUGUCCACCAAAGGACGACCCAACGUGUUCGCAGUCUAUGGAACGCAGAACACUUUCCUCUUUGCCACUCGCACCGAGGCACAAAAGGUGGAAUGGAUCUUGAAGAUUGAUGAGAGCUAUUUCAACAGCAACAGUCCUAGUGCUGCCACAAGCAGCGAUUGA
Messenger RNA from Penicillium brevicompactum, 4908 nucleotides. Its product is annotated as kinesin-3 motor protein uncA. Bases 1 to 4908 code for a protein of 1635 amino acids. The transcript is spliced from 2 exons. Gene Ontology annotation, biological process: microtubule-based movement; cytoskeleton-dependent intracellular transport. Gene Ontology annotation, molecular function: ATP hydrolysis activity; microtubule binding; ATP binding. Gene Ontology annotation, cellular component: kinesin complex; microtubule. Lineage: Eukaryota; Fungi; Ascomycota; Eurotiomycetes; Eurotiales; Aspergillaceae. The record is from RefSeq and is a predicted model, not a curated record.